Molecule: messenger RNA, 1721 nt
Organism: Dromiciops gliroides (monito del monte)
Lineage: Eukaryota; Metazoa; Chordata; Mammalia; Microbiotheria; Microbiotheriidae
Gene: ABHD1
Product: abhydrolase domain containing 1
Exons: 8
Biological process (GO): medium-chain fatty acid catabolic process; medium-chain fatty acid biosynthetic process
Molecular function (GO): monoacylglycerol lipase activity; acetylesterase activity
Source: RefSeq, a predicted model, not a curated record
GAGAAAGAAGGAAAGAAGGAAGAGAAGAGGGUGUAACUAUUGUGUGCCACAGUUUCUAUGUAUGCGAGAAAGACUGCGAUGUAUCAGACAUGUAACUGUGAUCACUGUGUCCUUGUGAGUGCUAGGUGUGCUGUUGUGUAACAGAGCUAUCAUGUGACAGUUGUGGGUUGUGGCACUGCUUGUGGGGGAGGGGGAAUCCUUCCUAAUUCCGAGGGAGAGGAAGAGAAAUGAGAAGUGGGGAGAAAAAAGAGAGGGAAGAGACGAGGGAUGAGGACGUUGUGUUGAAUGUGUAGCCUCCUGUGUGCUUAGACCGCAUGGUAAAGCGUAUCCCAGCUGCCUUUGUCCGGGUGCCUAGGCUGCAGAGCCCGCGGCGUGUCCAGGGUCCCUGGGGGUUCGGGGAUCCGGCUCUGACAUUCAAUCUCUGCGUGUCCUCGGGCCGGCUGGCCUCCUCAGGGCCUCAGUUUCUUCGGCCAUUUUCGAAGUCCUUCCUCUUCCAUUCACUCUCCCCUACGGUUCUCCGAUCCACCAGUUGAGGCUCCUGUAGGGGAGCAGCCCAGCAGGGACCAUAGGGGGCGGGUCCCCGACCAUCCAAUCACGUGCAGGGGUGGGGCCCAGUGUUGGGGGGCGGGGCUUCUCUUCAAAGUUGAAGACUCGCACUUGGAGCCGGAGCUGGAAAGCUCGAAGUGAGCCUGAGCCUCGGACUGAUGAUGCUGACCGCAGAUCUCGGCCCGCAGGACGGUGCCUCGAGCGAUCUCGUCCCUUUCCUCAUGGGCCUUAGCACCGCCUUCUACCUGGGCUACUACUGGGCAUGUGUGCCCCAGAAGCCUCGGCUGGUGGGUGGGCCCCAGUUCUGGGCCUUCCUGAAGCAGCAUUGCCCUAUUAUUACGGAAAUAUUCUACCCUACGCCCUGGUGUUUCGAAGGGAGGCUUCAAGUGAAGUCUUGGCCCCCUGUCUCCUUCCGGAGUGAGGUGCUCCAGACACCUGAAGGGGGACAGCUGCUGCUAGACUGGGCCAAAGAACCUGAGACUGGCCAAUACCCUGACCCUGUCAACCGGCCCAUUGUGUUACUGCUCCCAGGCAUCACAGGCAGCAGCCAGGAGACCUAUAUCCUUCACCUAGUAUACCAGGCCACUCUAGAUGGCUACAGAACCGUUGUGUUUAAUAGCCAGGGCUGCUGUGGGGAAGAACUGCUGACCCACAGGGCUUUUUGCACUGCUAACACAGAGGACCUGGAGAUAGUUGUGAAUCACAUAAAGCACCAGUAUCCACAUUCCCCACCGCUGGCUGUAGGAAUCUCACUAGGAGGGGUCCUGGUGCUCAAGCACCUGGCACAGACAGGUAACGAAGCAGGGCUGGUGGCAGCACUGACCCUGUCUGCAUGCUGGGACUCCUUUGAAACCACACGAUCUCUGGAGACACCACUCAACGCACUGCUCUUCAACCAGCACCUCACAGCUGCACUCUGCCGAUUUGUGGGAUGACACAGGAAGGUGAUUGAGGAGAAACUGGAUGUGGACUAUGUGCUUAAGGCCCGUACAAUCCGCCAGUUUGAUGAGUGCUACACCACACUGGCCUUUGGCUAUAAAGACUGUGACACCUACUACCACUCAGCAAGUCCAGGAGCCAAGGUGGAUGCAAUCUGUGUCCCUGUGCUCUGUCUCAAUGCAGCAGAUGAUCCAUUUUUCCUACCUCAAGGUGAGUCCCUUUAUCCUCAGCAAUGA